This is a messenger RNA of Ooceraea biroi (clonal raider ant), 4457 nucleotides long. RefSeq lists its product as uncharacterized. NCBI's taxonomy places the organism in Eukaryota, Metazoa, Arthropoda, Insecta, Hymenoptera, Formicidae. The record is from RefSeq and is a predicted model, not a curated record.
CUGUACAUUUUUGUCUCGCAAUAUAUCUUUAUUAAUAAGCUGGGUCAUUAAUACAGGAAAUAAAGCUCCCCCGAGAUCGUUUACGAAACCGGUCUAUCGUUGAACUUGGCUGCGUUUUUUGUUGCAAAGUCGUCGAUGAAUAUAUUAAUUUUUUUCGUAGUCAUUGAAUUGAACAUUCGAUUCGCAGAAGAAUUCCAUGAUGCGAUUAAGCAACAACAACAACAACAACGAAAUAUUAGCAUAACGUAAACAUGUCGCGAAGUAACGUUUUAUGUCGAUCCUCGACAUCGAAAAAACAAAUGAAUUUAGAAAAAGUUUAUAUUUAUUGCGAGAAAUUAAAUUUCUAAUCUGCCCAAAGGACAAUUCUUUUACAUGUGUGUGUGUUUACUUGAUGAAAUCAACAUGUAUUUCGAUGUGCUAAGCAGAGCUUAUCUCGUUAAGUUUUCGCGAAUGAUGCUCGUAAAAAGUGCGCGUAAUGAAUGAAUCGGUACACUCUUAAGGGUUCGAGGGUGUUUCGGGGGUGGCUAAAUAUCUAUCCGCACGCGCGCGCGCGCGCGCACGCACUUAUACACUCACGCACAUACACCUCACACUUCACCCCUGACGAAAAAGAAUAACGGGGAGGAGGGGGAGGGGAGGGUAAUGGUAAAAGUUGGUAAAGACUCAAAGCGCUUUCACGCGUUUCGCGACCUCCUAAGAAGAAAAAGAGAGGCACGUCUGGGAAGUCCGUGGCUGAUGAUUCCACUACACAACUGGUUCACGCGAACGCGCAAGCAAAACGGCUAUCACAUCUUAUGACUCGAGAGAGGGAGAGUGAUGGAAGGGGCAAACACGUUUGUAUAAAUGCCAAUUUAAAAUACUUUCGCAAGGAGGUGGCAUUAAUUUUUUGGUGGCCAUCGCGAUGACGGCGGUGGGUUCACUCUUGGCCUAUUAAAAUAUCGUGACGGUUCGCCGUAAAUCUCCAUUGACGUACGUAGUACGGAUUAGAGACUCGGAGACCCGGACACGCUCCGUGCGGAGAUGCCAGAGAUUGCGACGAUAUCGGAAACGCAUCUCAUCUCGCGCGUUUCCGUGUUUCACUUCCAGUGCCGCAAGUGUGCCAAGUUCCGGACGGAAGAAUCGCCUGAUCGCGAGUCCCUUUAACUCGAUUAAUCGUAAUCGCCGCGAUUCGCGUUAAUUCACGUAUUCGCGCGCGUAUGCACGCAAUUUCGUGAUGACGGAUGAACGCGAUUUCAGACGGAGCUACGAACGUCAAUACGGGAAAAUGCGUGUUGCGUAAACGGUAAAGGGAAAGGCUUCGUUGAAAGUAAAGCCCCUUGCGCGUCUAUCGCGUAAUCGUCAUCGUCGUCAUCAUCGUCAUUCUCGCGAGAGGAUAAAUCGACUACGUACAUCGCCGGCUAUUCCUGCGGUGGACGGGAUUCCGCGAAGCACGCAGGACGCAGCCCGGUCUGUUGUCGUCUUUCCGCUAUAGGUGGACGCCGCGAUAUCGAGGUGUGACGUCGGCUAUCCGAGACGGGUAGCAAUGUUAAAUCCAUGUUUAAGGGAACAGCCGGCGGCGACGUCGGCGGUUGUGUGCGGUGGCGACGACGAGAGGGAACAACAUGCAGCUCGUGACGUCAAAGACGAGGUAUCCUCGAAAAAAAAAGAAGGAGCCGCGCCGCGACGAGUGAAGAAAUUCCUCCUGCUGGGGGCUCCGGGGCCCCAUCGAGGGGCUGCACAAGGUGCACGGAUAAUGGAGAAGGGGGAAUUAGUCACGUCUUCGUGUGUGCCACGGCACGCGCAAGCCCCCCCUAAAGUGGGGCAACACCACCCACGUGUUCAUUCGCGGGCAGGAUAAAAAAUCCUUCGGGCAAGCAGGGAAUCCUCAGUUUUGAGCAAACCAUUAAGCGAGACGAUCGGAACCGAGACGAAGAAGACGACAAACGGUUCCAAGUUUGCGCGAACAGCCUGCAAGAGACAUCGCGUGAUCCACCGAGUUCGUCUUUACGACCCUGUGAGACUCGGAAGACUCCUUGCGUCGUUGGAUCGACGAAUCCUCAUUGGAGGAUUAUCGUGUAGACGUCGUACGACCGACUCGAAACCGACGUGAGAUCAGGCACACAGGCGUCAAAAUUCAGGCUCGGAUAUUCAAAACCUCUGCGUGCGUUUCCAAACCCGAAGGAAACUCGACUCGAAGUCCGAAGGAUCCUCGACCAUCGCGGAACGAUCAACGGCUUUGCCACCGAUUGUCCACAGUUUAGCAAGGCUAUAGAAUUGCUUUCAAUCUCCGACGUUUGUUAUUUGUUCCGAUAUUUGUGAUUGCACGCGGCAAUCGGCGCAAUCGACCAGAAGGAAUACCUGGUCAUUGAUAAAACGUUUGUCGUUUUAUCGUCGCGGUAAGAGCCUUGAAACCAGACCGACACAGACGCAAUGGCGAUAGUCGACAUCAUCGAACUGUGCUUGUCCACCAUUCUCAUUUAUGUCAUCCUGUGCGCGCCGGUCGUCGAAGGUCGGAGCUUGAUGGGACGACAUCACCAUUCCCGGCUGGACUAUCACGAUCCGGAGCAAAUGUCGAUACCGCGGAAUCUACCUCGCCUCCAAGACAGUCUCGAGUAUCGCGACAAACGGGCGGCACAUAGGCGGCACGGAUAUCUUGCCAGUGCCCCUCUGGGCCAUUCCUCGGAACACGUGGAGAAGGUCUCGUCUCCUCAUCGGUACGGGCACGAGCACGAUUUGACAAACUACGAGUCCUCGCGACGAAGGAAGGAGGUGCGCAGAUACGACGAGGAAUCCUCCAACAGACUUGGCGCCAGGAGGAAGCGUCACAAUAAGCACGGUAGCACGGUAAAUUAUCGAAGAAUCACCGAGCAAGACAAGAAGGACCUACUGUUGAGCAGGCAGUACGAUCAAGAGCUGGAGUCCGGCGAGAACGGCGGUCUGCACGAAUCCUACGAGCUGGAGGUGAAGGAGGCGCAGAACAGCUCCAUCUGCAAUUAUACCGUAAAGUCGAUACCGGAUAUCCGUGGCAACAGAGUGCCGAAAGAUCUCGAGCACGUGAUGUGCAAUCACGCCGGCAGCAGCUGCCAGGGCGCCGGCUCCUACUGCUGCAUACAGACGUACAAGAACGUCGAGGUGUCGUACGGCGACAACGGCGACAGAGAGACCAUGAAGCUCUACGUGGGCUGCGUGUGCGCUCUUCAAGUGUUUAAUGGUCUGCAGGUGGUGGAGUCGCCGUUACGCAUUCACGAUUGACAUCUUCCUCUAUCAACUUUGACGUGAUCAACGACGGACGAUCGAGGAACGGUAUCUUUUUCUCCGAAAUCUCGAACCGCGCGCAAAUCGAAAGUUUCUCGACACGUUCUCCGAGAGGAGGGACCGUGGUCCGUGCGACGACGAUUCACGUCUCUCGGUGAGCGAGUGUAAAAACGUCUCGCCAUUGUCAAAGACGAUUGCAAUCGUGGCAAGAUUGCGCCUAGUGACGCGCGAAUACCAGGAAUUUAACAGAUUUACUCAAUGUUUGACGUUAGAAUGAUACGCGAAUGCGUGAUGUAACGUCGUAUACAAAACCUCACCUAGUAGGAAUAAGCAAUCAUCAUAUACAUGCUAUACAGCUAUUUAUAGAGCCUCGCGAUCAUGUUGUUGUCAAACAAUGUGCUAAAACUUGAAAUCGCGUCUGAUUGCUCGGAUGGCGUUAAGAGUUGCAGUCGCUCAAUUAUGCAUGCAAUUAUCAUCGUGUCUUCACAUCGCACGCGUCGCGUAGAUCGAUAAUAAUCGCGCGAGUGAUUCAUGAAUAUUGUUUAUCACGAUUGAUAUGCAACACGUGUCAUUAUUUAUUCUACAUAUGUAUGUCGCACAUGCCAUUUUACAUUUAUUUAUUUCCGCCACCGUAUGUUCUUCAUUUCUUUAUGUAUUUAUUUAUUACUUAUUUAUUUAUUUAUUUAUUUAUCUAUUUAGCUAUCUAUUUAAUUACUUGCUCAUUUAUUGCUGAUUUUUUAUUUAUACAACGAAAGAUCCUGCAUCUUCUUGUCAAGUGUGAUAUAUAAUAUUUCGUUUCGCGUCAGAAACGAACAAGAAGUAGCAAGCGCAUGCACGAUAAUUCUAAGUGGAGGUGAAAGCGUCUAACCGUCGAAUUUGCAUAGCGUAAUUGGCAGAUGACAAUCAAUAUUUACAGUUUGUCGACCAGAAUGUAACAUCUACAUAUAUAUAUAUAUAUAUGGAAAACUGUGUAACUUUCUGCACAACUUGGGCAGAUUUAUACUCUCUUAUCUGAUACGGACAAUUUAUACGAUUUUUUUAUACACAUGCGUAUGUAAUAAACGAUAAACAGUAUUAAUUUAAAACGCCGCCGUAACUCGGUGUUAAUCGUAAGAAAUUGUGAUUCCGUUUCUCACUGUAUACUGUAAGGAAUUGUACACAGUUGCAGUGUAACAUACGGAAAGUAACAGAAACAGUAUUAAAGAAAAAGAAUAUUUCUACAA